AUGUCUUUCACGGGCGACCCUUCGAAUAUUAACCCCCCAAAGUCCGGAUCGACCGAGGCUUACAAUAUUUUGGCCUUGGACGGCGGCGGUGUGAAGGGAAUAUCAUCAAUGAUGAUUCUCCAGAGAAUUAUGGACCGGGUCCGUGACGUUGAGAACGAGGCAAACCUCGAGAAAGGCAAACCAGUUGACACUGAGGAAAGAAAGCCCGUAGAUUAUUUCGACCUCGCCGCAGGGACAAGCACCGGUGGACUCAUUGCCCUCAUGUUAUUUCGCCUUGAGAUGAACUGCACCAAUGUGAUUGCCCAAUACCAAAACUUGGCCGAGGAGGUCUUCAGCCCAAUGCUCGGAUCUAUUCAUCUCAACUCCCUCGGCGCUCUUGGGAAGUGGAUCGGAGACAUCUGGUUGAAGCUCAAAGCCGUCACUGGUCAAUCACAAUUUUCCCACAAGCCGCUUGAGAAGGCAAUUGACACGGUGGUUGGGACAUUCCCGCUCGAUGAUGAUGAUCGAACCAGAAAGGGGGAUGCUGCACUCGUCAAAGCGAGCAAAGGCCAGAUGUUCAUGUGUGCGACGUUGGCUGACAGAGGAGAGAGCAUCCUCCUGCGCAACUAUGACCCGCCAUUCGCGCCGCUUCCGGUCUCGACGGGGGCUAGCAACCUCAAUUUCAAUGCUAUUACCAUCAAAGAGGCAGCCCGCGCAACUUCUGCUGCCCCCACCUAUCUCAAGGAGGCUAGCAUCCAGGGGUUGAACUUCUGGGAUGGUGGGCUCUUGAACAACAACCCCAUCGUACAGGCGUGGGACAAUCGAUAUGACCUUGUCUUGCGCGAUGCUCCGUCUCCCCGUAUCACAUGUAUCGUGAGCCUGGGGACCACACAUCCCGAAUAUGACAACAACAAACGACCCGGCUCCGGCAUUAUGAGGUUCUUCAAUACUAUCACGAAGACGGUGGCCUUUGUGACCAACACCGAAGCCAAGCACCGUGACUUUGAACGGAACAUGCGACAGCGCAACGAGCGAGACCCCACCAAGAAGACCUUCUACUACCGGUUUAAUGCGUCGACAGGGAAGGACGAUAUCGACCUCGGUGACUAUCUGAAGAUGCCAAAGUUGAUACAGUACACCGAGACAUACUUGCAGAGACCAGAAGUGGAUAAGUGGGUCAGUGAAUGUGCGGCCUUGCUCGCGAAGACAAACCAGGCGUGA
Fonsecaea erecta is the source of this 1200-nucleotide messenger RNA. RefSeq lists its product as hypothetical. Lineage: Eukaryota; Fungi; Ascomycota; Eurotiomycetes; Chaetothyriales; Herpotrichiellaceae. Gene Ontology annotation, cellular component: membrane. The coding region runs from base 1 to 1200 and encodes 399 amino acids. Gene Ontology annotation, biological process: arachidonate metabolic process. The transcript is spliced from 3 exons. The record is from RefSeq and is a predicted model, not a curated record.